GAUCAGAUUAAAAAAAAAAAAAAAAAAUCAGAAAUUCCACCGCAGACCCAGACGCUGGACACCAUCGAAUAUCUUCCCCAGAUUCCAUCUUCUCAAAUCUCAGAAGGCGCUCCAGUUAUCACGAUUUUGAAGGGGAUUUAAGUUAGCAACAUUGUGUUGGGCAUUGUUGAAAUUGAGGUUUCAAUAUUUUUCCUUCAGAGUUGAGCCAGUUGGUAAUAGCUAAUAAAGGAGGUGGGUUUAAUGUUAGAGAGAAGGUGAAGGGGGUGAAGAUUUGAUUAGGGGUCCUUAAUUAUGAUGUAUGCGUCUGGGGCUGCAACCACUAAUCGAGGUGGAUUACCAACAGAUAGUGGGUAUUCUGCUGUGACUCUUGAUCAAGUGCCACGUUGGAGUGAUUCGGAGUUUAGAUACUCGUACGAGAAUGAUGAUUCGGCUUUCCAGAAUCCGUAUUUUCCGGACCCUUUAACACCUGCAUCUGAUGGAGAGAAUAGUGGAAAUGGGAUGGUGUCUCGGUUUCCCAUUGAUCACGAAAUUAACUCGAAGAUAUAUCUUUGGAGGGGAGACCCGUGGAAUCUUGAGGUGGAUGCUGUAGUAAAUUCAACAAACGAGAACUUAGAUGAAGCACACAGUAGCCCUGGUUUGCAUGCUGCCGCAGGCCCUGGUCUUGCAGAAGAAUGUUCUACAUUGGGUGGCUGCCGAACAGGGAUGGCAAAAGUUACCAAGGGUUAUGACCUUCCAGCAAGGAGGGUUGUUCAUACUGUUGGUCCUAAGUAUGCUGUAAAAUAUCAUACGGCUGCAGAGAAUGCUCUUAGUCAUUGCUACAGAUCUUGCCUUGAACUUCUCAUUGAAAAUGGAUUGCAGAGCAUUGCCAUGGGUUGUAUAUAUACAGAAGCCAAAAAUUAUCCACGAGAACCAGCUGCGCACGUGGCAAUAAGAACUGUGAGACGAUUUCUUGAGAAACAGAAGGAUAAAAUACAUGCAGUCGUAUUUUGCACUACAACAACAACGGAUACAGAGAUAUAUAAAAGAUUGCUUCCGCUUUACUUUCCACGGGAUAAACUUGAGGAGGAGGUAGCUAUUUCAAAACUUCCGGCUGAUGUUGGAGAUGAAAAUGGCGAGACAGUCAUAGAUGAACGUAAAAUCAGAAUAAAGCCUUUACCCAAUUUGAAGAAGAAUAUUCCUAGAGCUCCCCAAACCUCUACUGAUCUUUCAGUGAGCGACGUUGCAUCGGCAAGACGGAACUCGUCAUACUUGGAUUCAUAUCUAGAUCCUGCUUUUAUGUCCUUGAUCAAAGAUCCAGAUGAGAGACGUAGAGAACAAUGGGAGAAAACUGCUCAGGCACGAAAUGGUUGGAAUGUUGCUAAAAUGUUUGGAUAUGGUGACCUUGGCAGUCCUCCUUUAUCCGCUGCUGAAGAAUAUUCCAUCCAUUCUAGAUAUCUUGCUAAAGCAAAUUCACUUAAUCUUUCCGACAUCGCUGAAAUGAAAAUUGUCUACCGAGGUGGGGUGGACAGUGAAGGUCGUCCAGUAAUGGUGGUGGUUGGAGCACAUUUUCUCCUCAGAUGUCUUGACCUAGAGCGGUUUGUGCUAUACGUUGUGAAGGAGUUUGAGCCCUUGAUACAGAAGCCUUACUCAAUAGUUUAUCUCCAUUCGGCAGCAUCAUUGCAGAUACAACCAGAUAUGGGGUGGAUGAAAAGAGUCGAACAAAUACUUGGUCGGAAACACCAGCGUAAUCUUCAUGCAAUAUAUGUUCUCCAUCCAACGUUUGGUCUGAAAGCUGCAAUAUUUGCAAUGCAGUUAUUUAUAGAUAAUGUGGUUUGGAAGAAGGUUGUCUAUGUCGAUCGCCUUCUGCAGCUAUUCAAAUAUGUCCCUCGUGAACAACUGACUAUUCCGGAUUUCGUGUUUCAGCAUGAUUUAGAGGUGAACGGAGGGAAGGGCGUUAUUGUUGAUCCAAGAACAAAAUAUGUCUAUCAGCGGCUGUAGAUAUAUAUUGUAUAAAAGCAUAUCCAAUUCUAUUUUCAUCUAAAGUCCCUUUCCUA
Molecule: messenger RNA, 2033 nt
Organism: Erythranthe guttata (spotted monkey flower)
Lineage: Eukaryota; Viridiplantae; Streptophyta; Magnoliopsida; Lamiales; Phrymaceae
Source: RefSeq, a predicted model, not a curated record